ACAUCAGACUUCUCCAAAGCGAGUACUAGUUCACAUCACUAGAGCGUUUUCGAGUAAACUGAAUUAAAGAUAAAAAUAAAUUACGAAAUCAAUCAUGAAAGUGUUUGUUGCGUUAUCAGCUUUGUUGGCAAUUGCUUCUGCCACUCCUUUGUAUAAUCGUCUCAUUGUUCCUUCGAGUCAAUAUCACUCACAGGAUGGAUUUGGACAGUAUGCUUAUGGCUACAAUGAUCAUUUAUCCGCUAAGCAGGAAAUAAGAUCUCUGGGUGGCAUCACUAAAGGAUCAUAUAGCUACAUUGAUUCAAAAAAUGUUCUGCAAACUGUUAACUAUAUUGCUGAUGCCGGUGGUUUCCGAGUUGCUGCAACCAAUACGCCAAAACCUGUCGAAGCUCUAGUAGUACCCAUCCAGAAUUUACCUCAACAAGUUGCUGAGAUUCCAGAGGUGGCUGCUGCAAGGUCCGCUCAUUUGGUUGCCAUACAACAAGCCAAAUUGCAAUUGAGUGUCCCAUCAUAUGGUCAACCACAACAAGUUCAGGACACACCAGAAGUUGCUCUUGCUAAAGUUGCUCAUUUUGCAGCUAUAGAAGAAGCUAGAAAGCGAAUUGGUUACCAAGUUAUAUCAAUUCCAUCGGCUCCAAUUGAACUUCCACGACCAGUUGAAGACACACCUGAAGUUGUUGCCGCCAGAGCAGCCCACUUUGUUGCUACAGAAGAAGCCAAGAGACAAGCUACUGCAAUUCCAGCUCAAAUAAUUGAACUCCCAAAACCAAUUGCGGACACACCUGAAGUUGCCCAAGCUAAGGCCGAACAUCUGGUUGCAAUCGAACAAGCAAAACUGAGGAACUCUUAUCAACCAAUUCAAAGUGGAAUUACAAUUGUCCAAAGUGCUCCAUCUCACGUUCAAGUGCCACGACCUUCCUCUGGAUUCUCAUACUCGUCUAGUGCUAGCGAAGCUCCUGUUUUGAACUACGCCUACUCGCCAUACGUGAGGUAUCAUCAGUUGUACAGUUUAUAAAACUGCUAAACUGGAUAUUAAUAUGAGAGUUGUUAAAUUGAUACCUUUGUUAUUUGACUUAACUAUUGGAUAAAUAAAUUUUACGCAAGCAAGAAUGAG
Molecule: messenger RNA, 1111 nt
Organism: Eupeodes corollae
Lineage: Eukaryota; Metazoa; Arthropoda; Insecta; Diptera; Syrphidae
Exons: 1
Coding region: 95-1012 (305 amino acids)
Cellular component (GO): chitin-based extracellular matrix
Molecular function (GO): structural constituent of chitin-based larval cuticle
Source: RefSeq, a predicted model, not a curated record